Molecule: messenger RNA, 405 nt
Organism: Selaginella moellendorffii
Lineage: Eukaryota; Viridiplantae; Streptophyta; Lycopodiopsida; Selaginellales; Selaginellaceae
Product: major pollen allergen Ole e 10
Exons: 2
Coding region: 1-405 (134 amino acids)
Source: RefSeq, a predicted model, not a curated record
AUGAAAGUUGUCGCAUUUUUUCUGAGUUUCGCAGUGUCUGUGCUGCUUGCUCGCGCUGCAGCCCCACAGCCAAGCGGCCGCGUUGUGAAUGGAAAGGUCUGGUGCGUUGCGAACCCAGCAGUUCCUCCGGAUUCGCUCCAAAAGGGCCUCGAUUAUGCGUGCUCGCAGGUUGACUGCUCCGCAAUCCAGUACACUGGCAAUUGCGUCUAUCCCGAUAACAUCCACGCGCAUGCCUCUUGGGUCUACAACUAUUACUUCCAGAUGAAAGCUCGCUAUGACUACAACUGUUACUUUGAUAACACUGCCUUGAUCUCUUCGACUGAUCCCAGUAAGUCUCCUGCUACCACUAUUGAUUUGAUCAUUGGAUUUACACGCUAUGGAGGCUGCUACUAUUUAUUCAAGUAG